UGCAACUACAUCACCGCUACAUAUAACCAUAUCUGUGCCAUAACCAGCAGCGUCAAUUUCGGUGCGGAAUGUACGCAAUUUACCCAAAGGCAACCUCACCGUAAAACCAGAUCCUUCGGAUGCACACAAUCCUCUGCAGCAGCAGCAGCAGCAUCUACAACAACAAAAGCACUUAGUACAAGGCAAUUAUGAUCAAGCGUUGGGCAAACUUACGAAUUCCUACUAUGGCACAGCGCACGAUACGAAAUACGCGAAGACAACAACACUCACGGAUCGAAGUGGCAGUCAUGGCAUAGGAGGUGUUUAUGGCAGCAGCGGACUACUUUCGGGUGGCAACAGCAUAUUGGCCUCCUCCACGCCACUGCAUCCCAGCGUGAAUGGCGGCGACUAUUAUGGUGGUGUUGGUAGUGCGGCUGCUGGUGGUGGGAGCUUAUGGCAAGGCCAACAGCGACAACAACAACAACAACAACAAUAUCAAGCAGCAGCAGCAGCAGCAUAUCCGCUGAGACGCGUGGAGAGUCGCGCUGAAAUCGAUAUGUUGGAACGUGAGACCAGCACACAGAUGAGGAAUCUGGAUGUAUCCGCUGGUGAUUUACUAAGUCGUACACAUGAGGAGCUGGUUCUGCUGCUGAUACAGUUGAGGCGACAAAACAGCAAUACGGCGCGCGCCAUCGAGCAAUGCUGCAGUGAUAUUCAUGAAGUGCAGAAUCGUUUACGCACUGCGGAGGGUCUGACACGCGCCGAGAGCAUACAGCGCUUGGAUUACCUGAAGCAACAUCUGCUCGAUCUGGAGCGCCAGUAUGAGAAGAGCAAGCCGCUAGUCAACCUGGUGGACAAUAUGGUGAAGCUGGGUUCACUUUAUCGCAACAACGACAUAAACGGCCGACAGCCGCAACGCAACGAGGCCGUUACACUCGAUCGACUCGAAUUCAAUCAGCGCAUACAAGAGCGACGCAUGCUGCAAGAGGAGCAGAAGCAAUGGGAUCGACUCAGUCCCAAUCACAGCGAAUUGCAGUCCAAGGUCAAUCAACUCUACCAACUCGAUCAGCUGUUGCAAGAGGAAUCUGGCACUUUGCAAAAUUUGCAACGCGACAAAGAGGAAUUGGAGCGCGCUUUGGGCGGCUUGCGUGCACGCAUACAGGACACUUCCGGGCCGCC
This is a messenger RNA of Rhagoletis pomonella (apple maggot), 1158 nucleotides long. RefSeq lists its product as uncharacterized. The transcript is spliced from 4 exons. The annotation marks the transcript as partial. NCBI's taxonomy places the organism in Eukaryota, Metazoa, Arthropoda, Insecta, Diptera, Tephritidae. The record is from RefSeq and is a predicted model, not a curated record.